Molecule: messenger RNA, 1702 nt
Organism: Halteromyces radiatus
Lineage: Eukaryota; Fungi; Mucoromycota; Mucoromycetes; Mucorales; Cunninghamellaceae
Product: Metallo-dependent phosphatase-like protein
Exons: 15
Coding region: 8-1429 (473 amino acids)
Cellular component (GO): cytosol; nucleus
Molecular function (GO): protein serine/threonine phosphatase activity; protein binding
Source: RefSeq, a predicted model, not a curated record
GACAGUUAUGGCAGAAGAUAAUAAGAUCAAAGCUGAAGAAAUCAAAAAUGAAGCCAACCAACUGUUCAAAGAAAAGCGAUUCAUUGAAGCCAUUGAAAGAUACACAGCUGCCAUCGACUUGAAUCCUGUAUCUACUUAUUAUUCCAACCGUGCUUUCUGUCACCUAAAACUUGAAUCUUAUGGAUAUGCUAUUACUGAUGCCGAAGCUGCUUUGGAAUUAGAUCCUACUUUGACAAAGGCUAAUUACCGUAGAGCAAGUGCGAACAUGGCCUUGGGAAGAUUCAAAGAAGCAUUGAAAGAUUUCAAAAUGGUUUGCAAACGUGUACCUGGUGAUAAAGACGCAAGAGACAAGUUAAAUGAAUGUGCCAAGAUUGUCAAACGUAUCGAAUUCGAAAAGGCCAUUGAAGCUGACAAUAAUAUCCCUAGUGUGGCCGAUUCUUUAGAUACUACCACAAUGAAUGUUGAAGAUUCUUAUGAUGGACCUCGAAUUAACGAAGAAGAACCAACGAAAUCGAUAUUCAAGAAUCAAAAGAAACUUCACAAGAAAUAUGCUUUCAUGAUUCUGUUGGCUGUACGACAAAUGAUGAUGCAGGCUCCAUCUUUGAUAGACAUUUCUGUACCAAAUGACGGUAAACUGACUGUGUGUGGUGACGUUCAUGGACAAUUCUAUGAUUUUAUCAAUAUUUUCAACAUCAAUGGUUAUCCCUCUGAAAGUCAUGCUUAUUUAUUCAAUGGUGAUUUCGUGGAUCGUGGUAGCUUUUCUCUGGAAGUUGUGCUAACAUUAUUUGCCUACAAGUGUGUUUAUCCUGAUCGACUCUUUUUGGCUCGUGGUAAUCAUGAAACUGAUAAUAUGAACAAGGUAUAUGGAUUUGAAGGGGAAGUCAAAGCCAAAUAUAGUGAAAUGAUGUUCAAGUUAUUCUCUGAAACUUUCAAUGCUUUACCAUUGGCUCAUGUCAUUCAACACAAAAUUUUGGUGGUUCAUGGUGGUUUAUUCUCUCGAGAUGAUGUUACUUUGGAUGAUAUUCGAAAGAUUGAUCGACUGUCAUUAAGACAACCACCCAAUGAAGGUCUCAUGUGUGAAUUAUUAUGGUCUGAUCCUCAACCUGAACUCGGUAGAGGAGCAAGCAAACGUGGUGUAGGUGUUCAAUUUGGUCCUGAUGUCACUAAAAACUUCUUGGAAAGAAACAAACUUGAUAUGUUGAUUCGAAGUCAUGAAGUGAAAGAAAAUGGUUAUGUGAUAGAACAUGAAGGGAAAUGUGUUACGGUGUUUUCUGCUCCUAAUUAUUGUGAUUCUGUGGGUAAUAAAGGUGCUUUAAUCAACAUUACUCCUGAUAUGAAACUCGAAUACAAGACAUUUGAAGCUGUGCCUCAUCCUCAAGUUCGACCAAUGCAAUAUGCUAGUCAAUUCAGCGGACUCCUUGGAAUGUGAAAGGAACAGCAACAACUACAAAACCAUCAACUUGGAAACAUAGGAAUCCUGUAUAUCAUUGCAAUUCAUCAUCUUACAUCUUCCCUUCAUCCUAGUUUUUAUUCUUUUUUCCCUUAUUCUAUUAUAUUCCAUUAUUUUAUAUUAUCCCUUGUUACUUAUUUUUUUUUUUUUGGCGUUUUGAUUAUUAGGCAUUAUCUAUAGUUCUCUUUGUUUUUUUUUCUACUUCUUAUACACUGUAUACAAUAAAAGAAAAUGCAUUUAUUUAUUAGAAUA